Schistocerca nitens (vagrant locust) is the source of this 470-nucleotide messenger RNA. It is a transcript of the gene ND-B14, whose product is annotated as NADH dehydrogenase [ubiquinone] 1 alpha subcomplex subunit 6. The coding region runs from base 29 to 403 and encodes 124 amino acids. The record is from RefSeq and is a predicted model, not a curated record. The transcript is spliced from 3 exons. NCBI's taxonomy places the organism in Eukaryota, Metazoa, Arthropoda, Insecta, Orthoptera, Acrididae. Gene Ontology annotation, biological process: response to oxidative stress.
CUUGAAUAGUCAGUCAGCUAGUCACAGUAUGGCGGCUCGGGAGGCAGUGAAGUCUGCUGCUAGGCAAGUUAGGCCAAUAUUGUCUGUUGACAGAACAGAAGCACGGAAAAGAGUGUUGAAUUUAUAUAAAGCAUGGUACAGACAAAUACCUUACGUCGUUAUGGACUACGAUAUUCCGAAGUCUGUUGCGCAGUGCAGGGCUAAAUUAAGAGAGGAAUUUGAGAAAAAUAGACAUGUUACCGACAUCCGUGUGAUAGACAUGCUCGUCAUUAAGGGACAAAUGGAACUGAAAGAAACUGUACAGAUUUGGAAGCAGAAAGGCCAUGUGAUGGCUUACUUUAAAGAAACACAUGAACCAAAACCAACAGAUUUUCUUUCAAAAUUCUUUGCUGGCCACCAGUGAAAUGUUUGUAGUUUUGUAAAAAUAUUUGUAGAUGUGUAUAUAUAUAAAUUAAAUUUUACACAAGUCA